Molecule: messenger RNA, 7317 nt
Organism: Elgaria multicarinata webbii
Lineage: Eukaryota; Metazoa; Chordata; Lepidosauria; Squamata; Anguidae
Product: synaptophysin-like protein 1
Exons: 5
Coding region: 76-780 (234 amino acids)
Cellular component (GO): synaptic vesicle; synaptic vesicle membrane
Source: RefSeq, a predicted model, not a curated record
AGCGCUCCUCCCCUUCGCGGUGCAAAAGACGAAGACGACGCCUCCCCUUCGCUUCACUUUCGCCCUCCGCAGAAAAUGUCCGCGCCGGAGCUGAACUUGGCACCCAUCAAGGAGCCGUUGGGCUUCAUCAAAAUCCUGCAAUGGAUUUUCUCCAUCUUCGCAUUCGCCACCUGUGGAGGUUACAGUGGGAAAACUUCCCUUGUGGUCAACUGUCCCAAAGGCAAUAAUGAGACUAUAGAGGUAAAAUUUGCCUACCCUUUCAGGUUGAACACGGCUUCGAUCGGCCCUCCAGACAUCCAAAAAUGCAAUGUCUCCUGGACGCAGGCGUACGUCCUGGUGGGAAACUAUGGUUCCUCUGCCCAGUUCUUCGUCACCUUUGCGGUGUUUGUGUUCCUGUACUGCAUGGCCGCCUUGGGGCUGUACCUGUGUUACUUCCGCUUGUAUCGUGGUGCUGGUAAACUCCCACUGCUCGACUUUGCUGUCACUGUAAUCAUCUCUUUCCUGUGGCUAGUGAGCACAUCAACCUGGGCAAAAGCCCUCACGGACAUCAAAGUGGCCACUGGCCCCAACUUUGUGGAUGAACUUCUACCUUGCAAGCCAAGUCCUCAGAUAUGCACGUUUAAUGAUAUCAGAAGCAUGGGAUCCUUGAACGUCUCUGUGGUCAUCGGUUUCCUCAAUCUGAUUCUGUGGGCAGGAAACGCUUGGUUCGUCUACAAGGAAACAAGCCUCCAUACCCCUCCGGCCAACGCGUCUCCAAAUCCAACCAACCCGUCUCCUUAGGGGAUGUAAAGAGUGUGGAAAGAAACACCCUGCAUGGAGCGCAACUUCUCACCGCAGGAUGGUUGCCGCCGCAGUCCCCCCCUUCCCCUGUCCCCCCCACUCAGUUAUGCAAUUGAUGUGCGAAAAACAGAUGGGUUUUCUUUUUUGCUCUUAUACCCUGCAUGUAGGAGGAAGGAAGAGAGGUCUAGGCUCUGCCCUGUGCGCGUCCAUGAGGAUCAUUCUACUGUAUUGAAGCUUGCUCUGUGCAUUGAAAAUAAGGACAACAUGUUUCUGGAUGGGAAGCUUAACAGAGCCAGCCGUCUGCCAGCUACCAGGUUUUGGCUUUCCAGCUGGUGCCAGGUCAGCACGCGCUGCGUGACUGGGGCCGUGCCAUGCUGCUCUGCCCGAGGCGCAGCCUCAUCCUACGUAUGUUUAUCUGGAAGGAAGUCUCUCUGAGUUCAGUGGGGCUUUACUUUCCCAGUAAGCAUGCUUAGGGCUGCAGCUUUCGUCCCACCCAGACAAAUACCUUUGUCUGCCUUGCUGGCAGGAAUCGUACAUAAUGUUCACAGAUGUACACUAUUCUUAGGUUACACUACUGUCUUCCUGUCGAGGGGGUGGUCAAAAUGCCUGCUUGGUGGUAGAGUCCGUGUAAGUGGAAUUCCAGCCAACCAAACUUAGAUUGAUAACUCCAGGAAAUUGUAGGGAGGCAAAAAGCAUUGCUUUGUAUGUAACCUGCAAUGCUGGGAUCCCACAGGUGGUGCCCAUGGAUACCUGCCAGGCUCCCUGCCCCUUCUAGUUUUUUUUUUUUUAACUUUUUAGAUAUUUUUUUAGAAUUUAAAAAUUAACAGGGAGGCUGCAAAGCAAAGCGCCGGUCUCUAGCACCUUUAUUUCCCAGAAUGCCUCUGGGCCUCACAUGGGCCACAGAGACAUUCUUAGAAAAUAAAAAUGGUGGGUGGCUGCAGUCCAAUGCUUCAUUCUGAAGUGUGCCCACAUGCCCAGAAAUAAAAGGUAAAUUGGGGGGAAUUGCUAGGGAGAAUUGUGUGGGGUGAGGGGUUGGAGGGGGUGCAGGAGAGGGAGAGGAGGUGUUUUGCCUGACCGGUGUGUGUGUUUUGCCUUUGGGUGUGUGUGAAGUGUAUGGGUAUAUAUGUGUGCUACCUUGUACGUUUGUUUUUGGUGUCAUGUUGUGUUUUGCCUGGAUGUGUGUCUGUGUAUGUAUCUGUGGUGCGUGUUUUGCCUGGAUUUGUUGGGGGUUGGUUGGUCUGGUGUGAGUUUUGCCUGGGUUUUGUAUGUGGUGUGUGUGUAUAUUGCCUGGGGUUUCCUUUUGGUGUGGUAAAUGUUUUGUGUGUGAGUGUUUCUCUGAGCAUCACCAGUUUGCCUUCUGUGAAAUGGGUAUUUUGCUGCGUUUGUGGGCACAAAUAUGUGUUUUGACAUUAGAGGCUCAGACCCCACUUCUGCUUUGUAUUCAUUUUCUUGGUCAAGGUAUCUGUCAGUGAGCCUCAUCUUUGAAGUGGGUAUGAGAGCAGAAAACUGGGUUCAAAAGUGUGGUUUUGUAUUUUGAAGCUCAGGUUUUAUUUCUGCCUUGAACGUAGGUUUUUAGACGUGCUACUUUUCUUUAGUCUCAGCAGUUUUUCUUCAGGGAGAAUUAUGUUUUGUGGUUGGCCAUGCCCACCAUAGCAGCCAUUUUAUGAAUGGGCAAGCCCCCCUUUAAGGAAGCCAUUUUGUGAGAGCACCCAUGACACUGUAUCAAAAUUCCGAAUGUGCUAACUGGCCCAAAACAGUUGGGGAUUCCUGCUGUAGAGUAUGUAGAACCUGAUUAUAGCCAGAAGCUCUGGGAAGCUGCACAAAAUAUACGAUCAAACAUGGAUUCCAGCAACAUAAGUAGAAUCCUAGGAAUUCUAGCCUUGAAAUAAAAGUUUAGUUUCCUAGACUUUAUGGGUAGUGGCCGGAUAUGAGAUUUUGUGUAUGAUAAAAAGCAGUCUGUUUCGAUGGCCACAGGUCCAUGUUUCCUUUUCCCUAGCACAAGUUUUAUUUUUCUCCAUUUAGCCUUUUCCUGCAAGUUCUUCACAAACCAACUGAACUCAGAAUGUCAAAUUCCACCAACAGAAAGAAACCACCCACCAAAGAAAUAAUGCCUUAUGCAACUUGUUCAGUGGCACACAAAAAUCACACAAAUGCUGGCAGAGUUUGCAAAUUCUCAUUUGCAAAUUUCCAAACUGAGCUUUUAUGAUUAUGGAGUUUAGGGGUUGUAUGAUUAUUAUUUUUUGCAUAGCAUUUCAGAGAUCCUGAUUAUGAUGAUUCAGCUAUAAAGUUGCAACAUUAUCAUGAAAUGGUUCGUCAUCUUUGACUUGUGCAGAUGUAGUACAAUUCUGCAUAUUUGAGUUCCUGAGAAUCUGUUUUGAUUAUUCAAGAGGUCAAAAUACUAGCUAUCAUUGUUACAAAUACCAAAAAUGAAGAGGCAGUAUCUGAAAGCUCCAGACCCCUUGGAGUGGAUCUGUAUGUUACGUGGCUUUUUAUUGUGAUGUUUAAUAAUGUUCCUCAUUGCUAAAUAACCCCACACUGUGCCUUCAUUCCCUUAGACAUGAACCCUUGCUGUUCCUUUGCCAAAAUAGUCUGAAAAGAUUGUGAAAAUUGGGGUUUAGAAUAAAACAUGCAAAUUGAGCAAGUGUAUGCAAAAUAAGUACAUUUUGCAUAUAAUUCCAUUUUUUUAAUAAUUUAUUGUGAGAGCAGCCAUAAAGAAACUUGCCAGUGACUUCAGGAGAUUUCUGCUAUGAUCUCUACUCAUGCAUAGGAUCUCUUUCUCUCUCAAUCCCCCACUUUUGGCUGACGUCCUCUUUUCUAUCCCGAUUGAAGUAUUUGCGAAAGCUUUGCACUUCCUCUCUGUAAUGUCUUUUCAUCAUGUUGAUUCAGUAGGGGUUUCUUAGAAUGCUUGCUUAACUUUAAAUUUACUGUUAAUUUUACUAAGAGCAAAAGUUUAAACAAAAUCUCUUUAAAUGUAUAAUUUGCAGAUUUGUAAGAUUUACAUCUGGUAUCAGCAUCUUGUUAUCCUAUUUAUCUUCAUGUCAUGGUUACCCCUAAUUUUACACCUGGAGAAUGGAGGUUAGAGCCACAAUCCUAAACCUAAUCAUGUGAAAGUCAGUUCCAUCAACAAUGGGAAAAUUUUUACUUCUCCAGUGGCUGCAUUCAGACACAAUGAUAAGCCAGGGUUCUGGAGAAUCCAGGCUUAUCAUUUGCAGGCAGAAUACUUGUGCAUCGUGUCGGAUCGCUCCCACUGCAAGCGAGGGCAGCUAAACAAACCAUGGAUAUUCUAGCCAUGGCUUGUUUGCUGUGAUUUCCAAACUGAGAACUUUGGCCUGUCUCUUCCCAAACAAGCCAGGUUCAUAAACCCACAACAAACCAUAGCUUCUGGCUUUCUUAUCAGAAAAUGGGCUUCCAAAAUAUGACUUGCUGUUGUUUUUCUAGGAAACCACUCCAGCUAUGAAUACAUGGCUGGCAAUUAAUAUUAUAAAGCUUGUAGCUUACUAUUUUUAGUUCAAUAAUUCUAAAAGCUUUUUUAUUCCAUAUAUUAAGUCAGUGAUACUUCCUGCCUCCUCCUCUUCGGUUGUAUCCAAUAUUUGCCCUACUUGAUGUUUGACCCAUUGAAAUGAAUGGGAAUUAUGUUAGAUUCGCGCUGGAUACAAAUCUCGGUUUCCAAACAUCUUUCCCAGUGGCCAAAAUUGUGUUCUAAAAGCUGUGAGUAUAUGGUGCAAAAUACAGCAGGCUUAUGGGCUAUAUUUGAGUACCUAUAGAAUUCCUGUAGCCGACUUGAAAAGGUAAGAAUUGGAGAUGCAGCAAUGCCUACAUGAUACACCAGAUUGGAUGAUACUGAAUACUUCCCUUUCACUGACCAGUGACUCUUUAACAUACUUAUAGGUGAAACUUACAAGUAGGACUGGGUGUACUGUACAUCUUUUUUAAAAAAAGUUUUAAAAUUCCACACUAAGAAAAGCUGAAUGUUUGUGGCUCUAAUCUCUUAUUUGACUAUUCUUAUUUUGCAUAAUUCCACAUUUUUAAAUAUAAUUUUGCAUAGUUCUGGUUUUGUUAACCUCUGCUAUGAAUGGAAGCUCAGCAUGUACUCCAGAAAUCUACAUCAGCCACCCUUCUGAUUUGUGAGAUUUCAACGGGCGUGCCAGUUUCAAAUGUGUCAUUACAGUCAUAAGAGCUAGGAACUUCGUGUGUGUUUAUAAGGGAAAGCUGAGAUUCUGAAGAAUCUGGAUUUGUAUCUGGUAUCACAUUCUGUGCUCCUGUAGAACUACAACACACAUACAACCCUGCUUGUAAGACCUUGUUUUUUGGCUACACCCCCUCCCCACAUCACUUUCAUAAAUAGAUGUCCAGCUUUUGUACCUUUCCAUAAAGUCACCAGUGCCUUAAUUUAAGCACUAUCAGCCUAGAAUAAUGAAAAUUUAAGAAGAAGCCACAAGAUCCUGAUUUGAGCACAUGAUUAAUAAAUACCCAAGAACACCCACGGUUUUUGCUCUCUGUUUUUCAUAUGACUAAAAUAAUUUGACCUAACUGCUCCAAAAGGAACAUUAACCAUCUCGUGUAGGGUUGCAAGGAAGCCUUAAUGUUCUUCGAUAUUUGUGUGUUAAAACCUUAACUUACACUCAGGGUAUCUAGGAAUCUACAUGGUGCUCAAUGCUGAACAGUGGGGUAUAUGCUUUCAGAGACAGAAUCCUAAGUAUCUGAGCCUUCAUUUAAAAAACAAGUUGCUAGUCCUUAUUCUUCCUUAUGCUGCAUUGUCCUUAAGAGUUGUUUCCUACUUCGUGUAUAUAUGUGAGCAGAAUGCAUAGCUGGGUGAAAACCAGAAUGCCUUGCCUUACAGGGAGAUGCCUCUCAGAAGUCUAUGAAUCCAUUGUGUAUAUCCUGCAUCUCGCUUUGAAUAAUAGUUUUCUGCACCUCUCAGGGCUGAACAAAAGCCAUUUUGAGGCUGUCUUCAACCCAUACAACCUCUUCAUUCUUCCAUGGCUUGGAAUGACAGUGCCAGCAGUGAAUCUACAGGCUGGGAACAGGAAGCAAAGUUUUCCCCUAGACUAGCAAACAUGCCUGGCCUGUCACCAUUUAUAGGAGUCAGGCCUUAUCACAUGACCUGCCCUGGCCUAUCCCUGGUCUGAGUAGUUACUUUGCAGUUGCCUUCUUUGGCCAGAUCUUGGUGGUGGUGUAGAGACUGAAUACUCCUUAUAGUCCCUCAAGCUCCAUGUUCAGGCCUUGCUACGUGUGGCAAACAAGUUAGGAGAAAUUGGUCCCUACCAACACAAGUCACUUGUCUAGGUCCAAUAAGCCACGGCUGGGGGAACUUGUGGUGGUGUUGUAUCCCAACUCCCAUCAGUGCCAGCUGGCAUGGCCAAUGGUUAGGAACAAUGGGAGUUGGGAGUCCAACAACAUUUGUCAGGCCACAGCCUCUCCACCCCCACCAUAAACUGGAUUUUCUCAAAGGCUGGAUUGAAAGUUUUCAAAUGGAAGCAUUUGGCCUAAAUUUGGGGGCAUAAUGAAAGGGAGAGGGCAUAAUUGCUUCCCCUCUUUAGCAUUACAAAGGGCGGGAGAAAAUUUAGAAGGUGCUCAUGAAGAACACAUUGUUGGUGUUCCCUUGGCUGUUCUGUUUUUUCCAGGGGCCAAUUUGCCCCUAAAUGUCGCUAUAUUGAUAUAACAUCAUUCAGGGGGAUUAUGGGGAUUUCAAAAUGGCAGCCAGCAGAACAGAGGAGCUGGGAGGUGUGAUCAUGAGUUUUACACCCCCUCAGUUGUCCCUCCCAUGCCCACCCCUACUUUUGCCACCACUAUAUUGGAAAAACAAAUGGUCUCUCCCCCCCACAACGCCCUCUAACGAUGGCUGUAUGGAUAGAGUCUGUGAAGUGGUUGUGUAAAUGCCCCCUCAAUCUGGCUUGAGCUCUUGUAAAGCUGUUUAAACACUGGAUGCACUUAAAACCUGAUUUAACUAUGCAAAUAUGUGCAAAAAGCCAUUUCAGCUUUCUAAGUAAUGCUAAAAAGAAGAAUAUUUUGAUGGAGGGUGGGGGGAUGCUGAAAUGAAAUAUAGCUUAACUUUUUAACCCUGCUCUUCUAUCUUGGGGACAUGAUAUAAUUCCUCAACAGUUGUUUUUACCACUUGAUAUUAAUUCUCUCCUAAAUCACCCCAGAUGUAAAUAGCUCAAAGAAAUGCACAUUGUAUUUUCUCUUGUAAAGAAAGCUGGCAGUGCCUUAUCUAAAUGAUUGGUAGGGAGUUCUGUAUGUUACUUGACUAUGGAACUGUAUUCCUGAUCAAUGGCGCUCAUUUGGAAUUAAAAUUGUGAUACCAUCUUUUGCUUUCUGCUAACCCUAAUGCUGAGAUCUUAUUGAUAUAGAGCGGGAUAUAAAUGUUUUAAAUAAAUAAAUAAAUAAAUUUAUCAGAAAUGGAGAUGGAGGCCAACUGCAUUCAUUAUGAAAAGGCACACAUUGUUCCCCCCCCCCGUCUUAUCAGAAUUGUUCAAGAAACGUGUAUGUGUUCUGUACACAACCAGUGUAAUAAAAAAUAUUUGCUCACUGAAUGUA